UUCAACACCACCCACCAAAACAAACAAAUUUCCAAGACCAAACCAACCUUAUCCAUGAUUUCAUUCCAUUUGGUUUUCCUCUGUGUCAAAUUCCAAGCCCUUCUUUCUUUUCCCUAAUGCCUUUCGACAUUGAAAUAGCUUAGCUUCGUUCCCAUACAUAUUAAAAAGUAAGUAUCUUUGACAAUAAUGUCAGCCUCAUCCCUCUUCUCUAUGGCUGUUGCUACAACCACAGCUUCUUCCUCCUCUCUCUGCAACAACCUCUCUUUCCCUCACUCUCCCAUCCCCACUCCCACUCACACACACUUCCCAUCAAAACCCAAACCUCUAAAACCCCUUAACCUCAAAACCCACCUCUACAAUUUCCCUCCUUUACCUCUCAUCUCUCUGCCACACUUUCACCGUGCUGUGGCUUCAUUCGACGACUUAGAAACCGAAAAGGAGAGCCAAAGCACAGAACAACAAGACCCAGAAGCAGAAUUCAGUGAAAAUCAAGAAGAAGAAGAAGAAGAAGAAGAAGAAGAAGAGGAAGAAGAAGGAGAGCAGCAAAAGGUAUUUGGUUCUAAUGAAGAAAGGAGGCUGUACGUGGGGAAUUUGCCAUAUUCUAUGACUUCUGCUCAAUUGGCUGAGAUUUUUGAACAGGCUGGACAUGUGGUUUCUGUCGAGGUUGUAUAUGAUCGAGUUACGGACAGGAGUAGAGGGUUCGCGUUUGUUUCAAUGGGAAGUGCUGAAGAAGCUAAAGAGGCAAUUCGCAUGUUUGAUGGUUCUCAAGUUGGAGGCCGAAUUGUUAAGGUGAACUUCCCAGAAGUGCCAAAGGGAGGUGAAAGGGAAGUAAUGGGGCCGAAGAUGUGGGGCACCAACAGGGGCUAUAUAGACAGCCCUCACAAGAUCUAUGCUGGAAACCUUGGUUGGGGCCUCACUUCCCAGGGUCUAAGAGAUGCUUUUGCAGAUCAGCGAGGCCUAUUGAGUGCCAAAGUCAUUUAUGAGAGAGACACAGGAAGAUCACGUGGUUUUGGGUUUGUCUCUUUUGAAACCACCGAGGAUGCAGAAUCUGCAUUGAGUUCCAUGAACGGAGUGGAGGUUGAAGGGCGGCCUUUACGAUUAAAUAUGGCUGCACAAAGGGCUCAGUCUGCUUCUCCACCGGUGGUGGAAAGAAAUGUGGAGAACAAUCUUGACAGCAGCAAUUUGCUUUCUAGCAUCAGCAGCUGAGGGAAAUAUGUCAAAGAGUGGGUGCUUGGAUAUGCUUUUGGAUAAGUACUGCAAGUAGUGCACCCCUUCUGCUUCCAGAACCUUACUCUUUGUAGUCUCCAAGUCUUCCUCCGUGAACAAAUUUGAGUAUUGAAAUAAAGCAGGUAGAAGGAAAAGCUUGUGGUAGCAGUCCUUUGUGGUGAGAUUAUAAUUCCAGGCUGUACAGUGUUGUAUGAGAAUUUAAACACUGAGUAAACUUCUCCGGCAAAAAGUCAUUCUUCCCCCUUGACCAUAAGGCUCCAAAUUGUAACUAUGGCUGAGUUAUUCGCAAUGUACUAAAGCUGAACUGCCUAAACUGUCCUUCUCAAAAGUAGAAUUAUUGAAUAAUCCAUUGAUGAAUAUAAUUGUAAAAUAGUUUACGACAA
Quercus lobata is the source of this 1610-nucleotide messenger RNA. RefSeq names its product chloroplast RNA-binding protein 33 (gene CP33). Gene Ontology annotation, molecular function: mRNA binding. The transcript is spliced from 4 exons. The record is from RefSeq and is a predicted model, not a curated record. Gene Ontology annotation, biological process: chloroplast rRNA processing. Gene Ontology annotation, cellular component: chloroplast thylakoid membrane. NCBI's taxonomy places the organism in Eukaryota, Viridiplantae, Streptophyta, Magnoliopsida, Fagales, Fagaceae. Bases 187 to 1206 code for a protein of 339 amino acids.